Molecule: messenger RNA, 1552 nt
Organism: Magallana angulata
Lineage: Eukaryota; Metazoa; Mollusca; Bivalvia; Ostreida; Ostreidae
Exons: 3
Coding region: 280-858 (192 amino acids)
Cellular component (GO): nucleus
Source: RefSeq, a predicted model, not a curated record
CCGGGAUUCAUAAAGAUUCUAAGAUUUUUCUUAAAAAAUGCACUUAAGUGUUAAAUAAAUUCUUAGUUAAGAAAAAAACUUAAGAACAAAUUCAUAAAAAUACUAAACAUAAUUCUUAACUGAGUAUAAACUUAAGAAAUUCAUGUACUUAAGUCAAAGCUCCAUGACAACACUUACAAAUUCCCGGAAUUUUCCUUGCCUACAAACGCGCUCUUUUGUGAAAGAGGUAAAAAAGUUAAGACUGUGACGUGAAUUAGCAGACGGGGAAAAGUCAAAACAAUGGAUUCGCAGACGAAAAGAAAACCCAAUUGGAAUGCCGAUGAAACGCUAGCACUAACAAACCUAGUCGAUGAAAAUAAGCAGAUAUUGAGGGGGAAAUUAGGACCAUCGCUGACUUCAGAAAUGAAAAGCCGGAUGUGGCGAAACAUUGCAGUUUCAUUGACUGCCAUGGGUGUUGGGCCCGGUAGAACCGCUGCAGAGGUUGAGAAGAAAUGGCACAACAUUUUCUCUAAAUCUAAAUCAGAGAUAUCUGAUCACAGAAGAGCUACGACUGGAACAGGUGGUGGUCCUCCCCAAAAGACACUCAGCACAAUCGCCAUGGCUGUUUCAAAUGUGGUGGGGGAAAACAACACUUGCCUGUCUGGUAUUCCCGGAGGUUUGGACACCUCUAUCAUUCAGUUGGGCGGACUUAUUGGAGAAGAGCCAGUUGGGAUCAAUAUUAUUGAGGGACCACCAGAUACAGUUCCCCACAUUCUGGACCCAGAAUCACCUCCGCCGCCAUCUCCAUCUUCAUGGAUGCUGCCAUUAAGCAGAGGUCGCACCAACUGCUCUUACCUAAAAGGAAAAUUGAGGAACUGACUUUGAAGAAGCUAGAAUUAGAAGUUCAGUAUCUAGAGUUGAAAAUCAAAAAGCUGAAGAAAGAGGAAUGAAAAAAAACUAUGUCCAUUCAAUCCAUUAGUAAAACAGAAAUUAAUUUAUAUAAAUAAUGAAGUAAAAUGUCAAUAGAAAUGUAAAGUUAAACUUAAAAGAAAUAGUAUUUAUGACAAAUUUUAGAGAUUCAGUAGUUAAAUCAAUGAAUUUAGUAAGAAAGACUUGAAAUAUGUGCACCUAUGAUGAUCAUCUACAUGUACAACUAGUGAUUUUUAUGUGAUAUUUUAUGAAAUUUAUUUUAAUACAAAUGUUGUUGUUGUUGUUGCUGUUAAUGUUAUUUAAAAAAAAACCUGAAUAUUUUAAAACAUGUAUGUUUGUUUUCACUCAAAUGCCUACCAGUCAAAAGUGAGUUUCAGCGAACAGCUGUCUGUAACGAAUUCCAUCAUUCUGUUGACCAUUCUGUACAUUCAGCCCAUCAUUCUGCUGAUUGUCAUCCAGGUCACCAUCCAGGGGGCAUGGUAUCUGUCUGUCUUUGCAGAUAUUGUGUAAGAUGCAACAAGCAACAAUUACUUGGCAAGUCUUGUCUGGGGAUAAUCUAACCUCUCCAUGCAGAACGUGGAAUCUUCUCUUAAGCUGUCCUAUGCCUCUCUCCACAAUACUUCUUGUCUUUUUAUGAGCCCUA